AUGACACAGUGUCAUGACAAUUAUGAUAUGAAGGGAGAGAAAAUUGGAGAGAGGGGUCCGUGCGACUGUCAUUGUCAGGCGUACUGCGUUCUUGGAGAGGUCGAUGAUAGCUACAAAAACCAUACGAUAUGGAUUGAGGAAGCGUCGAACUCGAGAAAGGAGUCGCGAGUAUAUCGGGUAAAAUGCUCCGGAGAACCAAUUCCUUCAUCAUAUAGGCCAACGAUACUGCACCUGUUUGACGCGCUUGUCGAAAGUACUGUUGGAAAGACGAAUCUGGAUCUCAACAAAAACAUUACAAUCGAUCUUCUCAUAAAAAAUGACAAAACCAAGGAAGACGUCGUUGCGCAAUGGCGUGACAUCAAUGGAUUUAUCGUGUCUGACAAGCACCGUUUUGAAGAAGUGCAGGUUGUUGGAAAGAUGGUGUUACGUGGUGGUCUCGUGUGUGGAUACGCCCUUGUCUGCAAAAAUCGCGUACUGCUUUGUUACGCUGAUGACGAAGAAUCUUUCAAGCAACUUAUCUCAUCUGUCGCCGAAGAUAUCGAUGAUGACCAAUGUAAAAUGUUCCUGAGAUUUGAAUCUCAUGCUGCCACUCAACGAAUCAUCGAGAACGCUACGGAAAGAAAAGAAGUGAUGCGACUGCAUACGCGUACGAAUCUGAACGGCAUCAAAUGGAGCCUAAUCUACUGCUCGAAUAAUGGCCUGCACAUUUUCUGA
This is a messenger RNA of Ostertagia ostertagi, 714 nucleotides long. Lineage: Eukaryota; Metazoa; Nematoda; Chromadorea; Rhabditida; Trichostrongylidae. The record is from the annotation of a GenBank genome assembly.